UGAAGCUGAAGCUGAGUCCAUGUCAGGUGUAGUUGCUACUGACGCCACUGAAGCCACAAUGCUGGAAACUCUAGCCACGGGCAUUGAGCAGGGACUGAAUGAAGUUAUGAGCGAACUGAAUGAGCAAGUCAUGGUGGCAGCUACAGAGGUGAAUAAUGUGGAGGAGCCAGCUGCAGCAGCGAAUGAGCCAGAGCCAGAGCAAGUUACCGAGCAGCCAGUGGAGAUUGUGGACCCAGUGGAGCCCGUGGUGGAUUCCACUGAAAAUGAGACUGAGCGCGCAAUAGAGGAGCAGACCAUGGAAAAGGUGGAGCCAGUUGAGCCUGUAGCUGUAGCUGAAGCUGAGCCUGAACCCAUUGCCAUUGAAACAAUGGAAAAGGUGGAGCAAGAGGAGCCAGCUGAACCCAUUGUGACCGUGGAACAGCUGCCCAUGGAACCCAAACCCGUUGAGCAAAGCAUGCUCACCACCAUUAUACCUGCUGUGGAGCCGGUGCAAGUGCUGGACAGCGUGCUGAACUAUGUGAACGCCUCGUUUAUGCCCGCCGAGCAGGACUUGCCCAAGGUGGAGCCCGAGGUGGAGCUGGAGACUUCGCAGCUGCGUCGCUAUGACGGCGCCCAGCUAUGGCGCAUUGUGGUGCAAACAGACAAGGACAAGAAGCUGGCCGAUGAACUGCAGUCCAAGUACGAUGGGCAACUGUGGAAGGAGGUCAAGCAGGAGGUGGAUUAUCUGCUGAAGCCGCAAGUGCUGGCGGCCGCUGAGCGCCACAUACGCUCCGCUAAUCUCUCACGCAUUGUGCUUAUCGAUAACUUGCAGCAAGUCAUCGAAGUGGAAAAUCCGCCAGCAGAGAAAAUUGCCGAACUGCAGAAUCGCAAGGGUCAUCGCCUCACCUGGCAGGCCUAUCAUCGUCUGGAGGACAUACACGGCUUCAUUGACUACAUGGCCAAGACCUAUCCGGAUAUUUGCACGGCGGAAACAAUUGGCUACUCGGUGGAGAAGCGACCACUCAAGAUACUCAAAAUAUCGAAUGGCAACCCUAAUAAUCCCGGAAUUUGGAUGGAUGGCGGCAUGCAUGCUCGCGAAUGGAUUAGUCCGGCCACCGUAACAUAUGUAGCCAAUCAGCUGGUGGAAGGCUGGGAGGAUCUGCCCGAGCAUAUGCGCAAUAUCAACUGGUACAUCCAUCCGGUGGCCAAUCCCGAUGGCUACGAAUAUUCCCACACCACGGAUCGCCUGUGGCGCAAGAACAUGCGUGCCCAUGGCCGGCAGUGUCCGGGUGUGGACCUGAACCGUAACUUUGGCUACAAGUGGGGCGGCAAGGGCACCUCGGCCAGUCCCUGCUCGCAGACCUAUCGCGGCAGCAAGGCGUUCUCCGAGCCAGAGACUUUCUACAUUUCCAAAUUCAUCAGCGGCUUUCCACGCGACACCUUCCAGGCGUAUCUAUCGUUCCACAGCUAUGGCCAGUACAUUCUCUACCCCUGGGGCUAUGACUAUCAGCUAACCAAGGAUCGUGCUGACCUGGAUCGCGUGGCACGCCAAGCGGGAUCGAUUAUCACCAAGUCCUCGGGAGUCAAGUACACCGUUGGCUCUGCCGCCACCACACUCUAUCCCGCUGCCGGUGGCUCCGAUGAUUGGGCCAAGGGCAUUGCGGGCAUCAAGUAUGCCUACACCAUUGAAAUGGGCGAUACGGGUCGCUACGGAUUCGUGCUGCCCGCCCAGUUCAUCCAGUACAAUGGCAAGGAUGGUUACACCUUUGCCGACACCGUGGCCCGCGCCAUUGCCCAGGGGCACAACACGGAGGCACGCAGCAAGAGCAAUCGUCGUCGCCUGCGCUAAUUGCUCCAAGCCACAGCCACAACUCAACUUAGUUUAGC
Messenger RNA from Drosophila busckii, 1866 nucleotides. Its product is annotated as carboxypeptidase A4. Gene Ontology annotation, molecular function: metallocarboxypeptidase activity; zinc ion binding. Bases 20 to 1828 code for a protein of 602 amino acids. Lineage: Eukaryota; Metazoa; Arthropoda; Insecta; Diptera; Drosophilidae. The transcript has 4 exons. Gene Ontology annotation, biological process: proteolysis. The record is from RefSeq and is a predicted model, not a curated record.